AUGGACUCGUCGGCGAACCCUCUCGAUGACUUCCACACAUAUUCAAGCGGGAAUUACGGAUCCUCGGGUAAUGGUGUCAAUAGGAAUUAUAGACUGCAUGUGGCCACUCAGGAGAAGAUCAUUCCAAAGUUCCUGGCAGUGUUUCAAAAACUAAAAAACAGUUCCUAUGAGUCCGGAAGUCUCGAGGAGAAAGUUUUCCGAUUCUACAAUUUGUGUGAAAAAGAUGCGAGAAUUUCCAUCACGGAUGUGCAGCCGGAUGUAAAUCUCUCAUGGCCAUUUAACACGACUGAAGGUAGUCAGUGGCCCAAGGAGCAGUUCCAGUGGCUCAGGACUCUCGCCCAUUUGCGACGCUACGGUAUGAAAAACGCCAUUUUCCGGAUGAAUCUCAAAUGGGAUGCGGAAAAUUCCCUCUACCGUGUGGUAAUCAAGAAGCCAAAGUUUGCCACACAUAGUGACUAUGUAGAUCUCGAAAAAGAAGAUUUGAUUAAGAUUGGAUACAGGGACACUCGAGCGGAAUCCUUGGAGCACGAUAUAGAGAGUCUUCAGAAGGAUAUUAGAGACUUGGUUAUAGAAGCAGAGGCUACUAUUCCCCAGACUUUGAGCCUAAUAGAACUGGAAAGUAAACUUGGAGUCCUACUUAGUUCGUACUUCGAGAUUGUUUUUGGUCAUCCCUUGCCUCUCAGCUUCCAGGUGGAGGUUGAUGACAUGGACUAUCUAAUCAAGAUAGUUAAGCUUAUAAAUAGGAAAGACCCGGAGGUGGUGGCCACUUAUCUACUGGACCGAUUUGUUAUGUUUAUAAAGUCAUCGUCUCGAUUGGAGGGUCUUUGGAAUCCAAAAGGCAUUUGCAUUCAAAUUUUGAGGACCUCCAUGGAGUUCGCCAGCAAUCUUCUUUUUGAAGAGAAUAUUCUGGGCGCGCAGAAACUAAAGGUGUUCCAGACUGAAAUGGAUCGUUUAUUCGCAGCCGUUCAAAAACAGUUUAAUUUUCGGUUGGACAGGAGCUCUUCCAAUCUUUCCUUCACAUCGUCCUUGCGGAAGAAGCUAAGCUUUAUCACCAUAAAUAUUGGAAACAUGCCCAAGGACCAGGAUCAUCGACGCUUUGCCACCGAAUAUUACUCAGAUCUACACUUUAAUAAUGACACCGAAUUCGCAACGAUUCAUUUGAAGGCCCUCGAGCUGCGGGAACGUAAUUUGCUUAUGAGAUUGAACAAGCCCACAUUGGCGUAUCCUUACCCUGAAGAUCCUGAAAGGCUCUUUGAGGUAGGAAGUGUGGAAAAUGGAAAUGUUAUCAUCGUUCCCUACAAUAUUUUAGUGGAACCCUUCUUUAUGAUUCAUUCCGAUGAUGUUUUUAAGAUGAGCACGCAGGGCUAUUUACUGGCAAGUCUGGUGGAAAAGGCUUUGUUUCCCGAGGAAGUUCGAGCACAUAAUUGUCAGAAGUAUGACCAAUUCCUGGCCAUAUUCGAUGACCAGAAGCUGUUGAAAAACCGAUCGUCUUGCAACUACGAUGAUUACUUCAAAAUAUCGAAAGAAUUGGUUUUACUGAAUCUAGUCUAUGAAGCUUUCUUCUCGGAGGGAUCAGGAUUCAGUCACUCGCAACCCACUUUUACCAAUAUGUCCUUGGAGCAGCUAUUCUUCCUAAGCUUUUCCCAAAAUAUAUUUGGCAACGACGAUUGGUGGAAACAUGAUUCGAUUAUUUAUAAUCCAUUACUUCAGCUGACCAGCUUUACCAGAGCCUUUAAUAGUUCUAAAUUGGCUUAA
Messenger RNA from Drosophila bipectinata, 1755 nucleotides. The record is from RefSeq and is a predicted model, not a curated record. NCBI's taxonomy places the organism in Eukaryota, Metazoa, Arthropoda, Insecta, Diptera, Drosophilidae.